Acanthaster planci (crown-of-thorns starfish) is the source of this 2898-nucleotide messenger RNA. RefSeq names its product kelch-like protein 24. Gene Ontology annotation, molecular function: protein binding. The record is from RefSeq and is a predicted model, not a curated record. NCBI's taxonomy places the organism in Eukaryota, Metazoa, Echinodermata, Asteroidea, Valvatida, Acanthasteridae.
GUCAUGGCAUAUUGCAGGAGUACAACAUGGCGACUCACGUCUUGAGCAACAUUCAUACUUAAAAUCAUAGUGAUGUUCACUUAUUUUACUGAUGUUUUCUAUUGAAAUCGCCUGUCAAAAGUGGUCAAUAAAACUAUCAUCAAGCACUGUUGGAUCUAUUGUUCCUGACAUGUCUUGAGUGAGUUUUACAUUUAUGAUCGUCAGUGAAGAUGGCAUCAUCUAGGCCAACUGUGUCCUCCAUUGAGGACAUUGCCUGGAAGCAGGAACAGCGGGACUUCUGCAAUUUUGAAAAUUAUGCCCUGCCAGGCACUGUUCUGGCAUCAUUCAACGAGCUCAGACAUGGCAAUGAUUUGAUUGAUGUUGUACUUACUGUAGGAGAGAAGGAAAUCCCUUGUCACAGAGUCGUUUUGGCAGCCAGCAGCCCGUAUUUCAAGGCCAUGUUCACCCGCAAUGUAGAGGAAAGGGGCCAGAGGAAAGUGACACUUCAGGAUGUCAACCCAAAUAUGCUACAGAUGAUAGUGGAUUACAUUUACACAUCACAGGUGCGAAUAACAACAGAGAAUGUGCAAGAACUUCUGUCCACGUCUAACUUUUUCCUGAUCAAGUGCCUGGUGUACGCCUGCAGCAACUUUCUCAUCAGGCAGUUGGAUGUGGACAACUGCAUCGAGAUGCACAGUUUUGCUGAGUCCCAGGGUUGCGAGGAACUCAGCCGAGCUGCCUGCGGGUAUGUAGUCCGGGAGUUCCCACAGGUGUGCAAGACGGAGGCCUUCCUCAAUGCAAGCCCACAGCUGCUGAGCCAGUAUGCUGCCCACGAGAAUCUGAACGUGAGGAGUGAGGCGGAGCUCUUGAGGGCACUUUUGGAAUGGCUUACGCACGGAGAGAAACGCGAGGCAAAGCAGAGGAGCUUCCUGUCCGUAGUCAGGCACGUCAGGCUCCCGUUUGUCGGCCAGGAGUGCUUGGAGGAACUCAGCAAGAUGCCGCUGUGUCAUUUUCUUGUCAGUAACUCCGUAAACUACUGUUGUGAGCCACCCUUGCAACUCCACAAGUGGAACAAGCUGGCGCCAAUACCUUACACGAUUCGGAACGUCGUCAUGUACGACGUGGUGCGAUUCAAGAACGAUGUAUACUUGACCGGGGGAUUUGACGGUGAGAUGCAACCUGGGGCUGUGACGUAUGUCUGGGCGUACCGCACUGAGAUGGACACAUGGGAAGAGCAGGAGAGACUGAAUGUUGCAAGAUAUCAGCAUUGCUCGGCGGUACUUGGUGGGCACAUCUACAUUAUUGGUGGCUACGAUGGAAAAACCAAACUCACCAGCGUCGAAACCUACGAUUCAGGCAGCAAUACCUGGACAUGCAUUCAGCCAAUGACAAUCCCUGUUGCAUUUGCCACUGCCGCUGCAUGGAAUGGAAGGCUGUUCGUGAUUGGUGGAAUGACCCAGGAUGAUCGGGUGUUCAGUGGGAUUCAGUGUUACGACUUGGAGCAUCAGACAUGGACUGUUAUCAGUACGCUUCAGGUUAACCGAAAAGGUUGCAAGUGCGUGCUGUUGAACGAUCUGAUCUACCUCUUCGGAGGCGUGACAAGGGAGGUGCAAGUCUACGACCCUGCCUGCGACAAAGCCUUUAAUGUAGCUUCGAUGAUAAGCACUCACAUGUGCACUGGAGCCACAGUGCUGAAUGGGAAAAUCUAUGUUGCAGGUGGCGACAAUCUUGAAAACACCGUAAACAACAAGUGGGACUCUGUGGAAUGCUAUGACCCGGUCACCGACGAGUGGCAAAUGGUGGGCACCAUGCCCCUCUCGCUCUACAUGCAUGGUCUGGUGACGGUCAUCCGCAACUGCCUGACCAUACGCACCCCACCAAAUGAGAUGCUGCAGCCAAUUGGACCGUCCAUGCUGUACAGGGGCUAUGGGGAAGGCCGGGUGGAUUAUGACCUGAGCUGCAGAUGACACAAAAGUCAAGUCUGUGGAGGCGACCCUGUGUUGAACUUGGCUGAUGUCUUCUGCCCGUUUUGCAGCAGAGAUCAAUCUUUGAAGGAGGCUUCAAGUAUGAAGACACCCCCCAGAGAAAUCAGCAUUGGUGUUGCUUUGCUAACGUAGAACUUAAAAAGGGGCUGUUUGUAUUGGAUCAUGCUAUUUAGCAUCAGGGUACAUCAGCAAACAUCAACAUGUACAAGCAUUUCGAUGGGUAAAUAAUGAGUUUAAAAUAUAGAUGGGACUUCCAAAUAUAACUCAGUUUCUGCCAUUUAUUUCAAAGGAUAUUUUGAGUUGAAAUUGUUGGCAAGUUUAAACAUUGACUGUGCCACAUGUGCAGCCCAACGUAGCAGCAGUCAAUUUUCCGUACAGUGGAUCAUUAAAAGAAAGAUGGCAGCCUCCACUCUAUGUGAAAAACAUGUCAUUUUCCUGCAGGAAGGUGGAUGUACAUGUAAAUGUACAUUUACCCUCUUGCGUAAUUAGGAUAACCGAAAGUCUACUAAAUCCAGUGAUUCCCUUUUUUGAAGCUUUAGAACACAGUUUGACAUUGUGUGGUGUUGACGCUGGUCAUAUCUGCUCGCACUUGCUGAUGCUUACAGGAGCCAGUCUAAUCUUGUCAUUUCACAGUGCCCAGAGUUUCAGACCACAGUUGGCAGAUACGUGUAUAUGUUUCUAUUUACUGAAAAGUUGUGCUUGGUGCACAAUUAAAGAUAACUUAUGGUAAAACCCUGUUGACGUGUGUUUUUAAACUAUGAAUCUCCAGUAUUUUGUGUUUGAGAUUUCCUGAGAAGAUUUAUAGAUAUUCUAAUGUCAAGGCUUUUAUUUAUUUUGUUUGAGUAUUGAUUUUGCAAAGGCAUUGGUGAAAUAUUUAUUGUACAUAUGUAAAAGAGAGUAAAUGAGAGGAAAUAUUGGAAGCAGAGCAGUUUUA